This is a messenger RNA of Caenorhabditis briggsae, 306 nucleotides long. Lineage: Eukaryota; Metazoa; Nematoda; Chromadorea; Rhabditida; Rhabditidae. Bases 1 to 306 code for a protein of 101 amino acids. The transcript is spliced from 2 exons. The record is from RefSeq and is a predicted model, not a curated record.
AUGAACUCCUUUGCUAUUCUUUUGGCUUUUGCCAUGCUCUUCUCUGUCACUCUCGCUGGACCAGGAAACCGAUAUGGAUGGCCAAGCUCUUAUGAGAGAUUCCUUGAGAGACAAGGCGUCUGGGACUACAAGAACCACAACGUGAGAUCCGAUUAUGGACGUCGUGGAGGAUACGAACGUGACUUGAACAAUCUUUUCGACGACUGGAAGAGACAAACACGUUGGGGACAAAGCGACUACAGAUCCAAUAGAUUCAACCAACCGACCGGAGGAUACGGACGCUACGGAUUCCCAGGAGGAAAAUAA